AACGGCGGGCGCGGAUUGCUGACGUGGCCCGGGGGGCGGCGGGCGCGGGUCGCCAUGGCGGUGGACAUCACGCUGCUGUUCCGGGCCAGCGUGAAGACGGUCAAGACGCGCAACAAGGCGCUGGGGCUGGCGCUGGGCGGCGGCGGCGGCGGCGCGGAUGGCGGCCGGGACGAGCUCUUCCGUCGGAGCCCCCGACCCCGGAGCGACUUCUCGGGUCGCGCGCGCGAAGUGACAGCGCACAUCGGCAAGCUGCGGGACUUCCUGCUGGAGCACAGGAAAGACUACAUCGGCGUCGGCGUCGGCAUCGGCAUCGGCAUGGACGCCUGCAGCCACAUGACGUCCGAGUUUGGGAAGAUGACGGACGCCGAGCGGGACCAGAUCGACCAGGACGCCCAGACCUUCAUGAAAACCUGCUCCGAAGCCAUCCAGCAGCUGAGAGCCCAGGCCCACAAGGAGACCCACUCCCAGCAGGUGAAGGAGCACCGCAGCGCCGUGCUGGACUUCGUGGAGGAUUAUCUGAAAAGCGUGUGCAAACUGUACUCGGAGCAGAGGGCCAUCCGGGUGAAGCGCGUGGUGGACAAGAAGAGACUAUCCAGGCUGCAGCCGGAGCCGAGCGCAAGGACCCGAGAGUCCAGGUCUCCUGAGAACGUCCCGCCACCCCCCGCCAAGGACUCUGAGGAGACCCCCAUCCUGGAAGAGCAGCCAGAAAAGGCUGCAGCUGCAGACCAGCCUGAGCUGGGAAGGUGGGGAGAGAGCAGAGGGGAAGAUGAGUUGUCCCCAGAAGAGAUCCAGAUGUUUGAACAAGAAAACCAGCGGCUCAUUGGGGAGAUGAGCAGUCUCUUCGAAGAGGUGAGGCAAAUCGAAGGGAAAGUAGUGGAAAUAUCCAGGCUCCAGGAGAUUUUCACAGAGAAGGUCUUACAGCAGGAAGCUGAGAUCGACAACAUUCACCAGCUGGUGGUGGGCGCCACCGAGAACAUCAAGGAAGGCAACGAGGACAUCAGGGAGGCCAUCAAAAACAACGCCGGCUUCCGAGUGUGGGUGCUCUUCUUCCUGGUCAUGUGCUCCUUCUCCCUGCUUUUCCUCGACUGGUACGACAGCUAGGAAGCGCCACGGGGCCCGCCCAGCGCAGGCCGGAGAGGCACCGAGGUGCCAUGGGCAGCUGGUCUGCAGUCCCAGAGUUGCAGGGAGCCCCGGCUGGGGUCACGUCCCCCAAAAGCUCACAAUACAGACUGUGCUCAGA
This is a messenger RNA of Erinaceus europaeus (western European hedgehog), 1240 nucleotides long. It is a transcript of the gene STX18, whose product is annotated as syntaxin 18. The record is from RefSeq and is a predicted model, not a curated record. Gene Ontology annotation, molecular function: SNAP receptor activity. Gene Ontology annotation, cellular component: SNARE complex; membrane; endoplasmic reticulum. The transcript is spliced from 11 exons. The coding region runs from base 55 to 1101 and encodes 348 amino acids. Gene Ontology annotation, biological process: retrograde vesicle-mediated transport, Golgi to endoplasmic reticulum; intracellular protein transport. Lineage: Eukaryota; Metazoa; Chordata; Mammalia; Eulipotyphla; Erinaceidae.